Messenger RNA from Penicillium arizonense, 1167 nucleotides. RefSeq lists its product as uncharacterized. The record is from RefSeq and is a predicted model, not a curated record. Bases 1 to 1167 code for a protein of 388 amino acids. The transcript has a single exon. NCBI's taxonomy places the organism in Eukaryota, Fungi, Ascomycota, Eurotiomycetes, Eurotiales, Aspergillaceae.
AUGUCUGCAUCCUGGCCUCCCUCGGGUGCAAACGAAUUUGGUAUCGCAACCUUGUCCCUCGGUAACUGGAGAGAGCAUCGACUCGCACCUCGACUGGAGGCAGCAGCCAAAGAUGGUUACCAGUGGAUUGAUUUAUUUGAUGAGUGUUGGGCCGCAUACCUUGAGGAGCAUGGCCUGCCAGGAGACCAGCUAUGGGAGGCCACUGUUGAGAAUCUGAAAGUGGCCCGCAAGCUAGGCGACCUGGUAAAGUCUCUUGGGAUGCGCAUCGCCUGCACGCAACCCCUCCGGACGAUAGAGGGGAUCAAAGAUCCGGUCGAGCGCCGUGCCACUCUGGACCUUGUCGCAAAGCGCUUCCCUUUUAUGCGUGCUUUUGAUACCGACCUUGUGUUCAUGUGCGCCAAUAUUCGUACUGAUAGCGGCGUUACAUCGGACCUUAAGAGUGUUGCACGCGAUCUGGCAGAACUUGGUGAUAUGGCGGCAGCAUACGCAAAGGUCGAUGGUGGACCUAUGCUGAAAAUUGGAUAUGAAGGAUUGUCAUGGGCAACAAGAAACACUUGGUCGGCAUCAUGGGAGGCGGUGCGAUUCGCAAACCGUGCCAAUGUCGGUUUGAUUAUCGAUGCAUUCAACGUUCUGGCUGUCGAGUUCGCAGAUCCUUACAACCCUGAAGGACACGGUCGUAUAUAUUCUACUCUAGAAGAGUCCAUUCAAAUUCUCACCGACUCGAUGGCAUCUUUGGCUACCACUGUCCCCGGGGACCGAAUCUUCUUCUUCCAAUGCGGAGACGCAGAAUUGGUGAACCCAGCGACAUUUUUGCCGCCAUCCGACCCAAACACCCCUGCUCUUCUUCCAUGGUCGAGAAGCCAUCGCCUUUACCCUUUAGAACAAUCGCACGGUGCCUAUAUGCCGGUGGAACUGGUCGGAGCUGCAGUAAUGGCAACAGGCUAUCAGGGACCAGUAUCGCUCGAGGUUUUCAAUGCGUCCUUAAACAAGCCCGGAGAUGAUGUUCCAACAGUUCACUCCGCCAGAGGAAUGAAGGGAUUACAGAAGCUUACCGAGACCGCACAGGGUCUACCUCCUUUUUGGCAAAGCAAAGCCGAUGCUCAAAAAGCCAUGGCUAAAGUCAUCGAACGCCUACGGAGUCAAAAGGGAUGCUCGGGCAAACUGUGA